AGCGCCCGCACUUCCGUUGACUACGACACAACGAGGAAGAAAACUGCGCCGGUUUUGAAAGUUGAAGAAGAACGUUAAACUUUGUCAGACAGGUGUGGCUCUGCUUUUACUGUCCAUGCUGUGAAAGAAAACGCCGAAUAAACUCAGCGGCAACACCACGACGCUUUCAACAUAUGUGAACUGGGUUUCACGGAAGUAUAUCGCGCAGCAGGACACCAUGGAGUCUCCGGUGGUGAACCUGUACAACCAGUUCCAGAGUCUCAGAGCUCAGGUCGACUGUCUGAAUGAAGGCAUUGAACCACAGUUCCUUCAAAUGACUAUGAAUUUUGAAGAGUGCCGGAAGAAGUGGCUACGGGCCACAGAGGAGCUGGUUAGUUGUAAAGAAAUGUUGACCAAAGCAGAGACAGAGAAAGGGUCACUGGAUGUAAAACUGAAGCACGCUCGCAACCAAGUGGACGUGGAGAUUCAGAGGCGGCAGAAGGCCGAGAUGGUUUACGAGAAGCUGGAACGUCAAGUACAGCUGAUUCGCGAGCUGCUGAUUUCAGAAAACAACAGUGUUCACCUCAGUGAAGAGCAGCGAUCUGCACUGGCCUUUCUCAGUGCUCACUCCCAAGCAGUGCAGGCUGCUAAAGGCAACCUCAACUCCAGCCAAAGAUUAACAACAAUCAACGAAUCAGCAUCCAUGCUCUCUGACAUUAGUUUCGACCAAACAGAUGACUCUCUGGAUUGGGAUUCCUCCGUGAUGAAGAAUGUAAGGCUACGGAAACGUCAGAAACGGCGGUCAUCCAGAAAACUCCUUGAUGUUCCCCCACAAGCUGUGAAGAAAUCCCGCUCCACCGGUCGCAAAUCUGACAGGAUGAAUGAGUCGAUUGUGACCAAAACUACAAUCACUGUACCUGUGAACGGUGUCGCCGUGGCGGCUGUGUCCACCAUUGAAACUGUGCCGUACUGGACACGCAGCAGAAAGAGAAGUGUUGCUCCAGGUUGGGCGGAUACGACUACUACUGACCAUUCAGAGACUGCUAGUGAGGCUCCAAGUUCAUCAGACUUCCCUCCCCAGUUCAAAACUCCAAAGGCUAAAGAAGGAAAAAAGCACCACUUCAUCCCUAAAACAGUGAUCCGUUCUGAGUUCUGUGUACCUUGUGGGAGAAGAACCAAGUUUGGCAAGGUUUAUCUUCGCUGCCAGGACUGUCGGCUGGUGACUCAUCCAGAAUGUCGUGAGCGAAGCCCGAUGCCGUGCAAUCCCACAGCAAUCAGCACUCCCAUCAAUAACGCAGAGGCCACCCUCGCUGACUUCGCUCCAGUCACCUCUCCAAAGAUCCCAGCGUUGGUAAUCUACUGCAUUAAGGAGAUUGAGCGACGAGGAUUACAUGAGGUCGGCCUCUACAGAGUGUCUGGCCAGGAGCGUAUGGUCAAAGAUCUGAAGGAGAAGCUGAUCAGAGGAAAGACUCUACCUCAGCUCAGCAAAAUAGAAGACAUCAAUGUGAUUGCGGGCGUCCUCAAAGACUUCCUGAGAAACCUCCCAGAGCCUCUGCUCACCUUCCAGCUCAACAAAGCCUUCAUGGAAUCAGCUGAAAUCCAGGAUGAUGGCAACAGUCUGGCCAUGUUGUACCAGACCAUUAGUGAGCUGCCUGAACCCAACAGAGACACGUUGGCCUGUGUGAUGAUCCACUUGCAGAAGGUGUCACAGUGCAUAGAUACCAAAAUGGAUGUGCAUAACCUGGCUAAGGUCUUUGGACCAACUCUCGUGGGUCAUGCCGUUCCUGACCCAGACCCAAUGACCAUUCUACACGACACCAACAGACAACCCAGGGUGAUAGAGCGUCUGCUGAGUAUAUCAUCAAACUACUGGAGCCAGUUUGCCUCUCCAGAUAUAACUGCCAUGGACAACGGUCACCAGUUUGAUACUCCGGAAGGGAGAGUGAGCAUCCUGGGGCCAGUAACCACUCCAGAGCAUCAGAUGAUGAACAAGACACCUUCCUCCAGCUCACUGUCACAGAGAAUGAUGCAGACCUUAUCCAGCACAAGCAUAUUUGGGAGCAAAAGCAAAGCAACAUCUGCCUCAAACCGUCAGGGGAACUUCUUCACUUCUCCAAAGCUGGUUUAACGAAGGAUUAAAAAAAAAAAGGGGGGAAAAAAAGGAAACACUUAUUGUUAUUUUGAUAUAACUCACUGCAAACAUAAUCAUAUGGGGAAAACAAUGUGCAAUUUUUUUAAGUAUACAACACUUUAAUUACCAAAAAAAAAAAUCUAAUCAGUGUUCUAACCUGGGCUUAUACAGCCGAAUAGUUUUUAUUGAACUUUUUUUUACUGAUUGUUUUUAUCUAUCCUGUGAAUAAUAAUGAUUGUGUAUUGACCAGAACAGGUCACAUCUGUGAUUGUGAAAGGGUUAACUCUUAACUGAGUUUAACCAACCAUUAUAAACCAAUUCAAUAAUCAUGACUUUCUAUCGCCACUUGGGAUUGAUUUUUCCCUAAGCUGUGUGGUCAUUAGUGUUUACCUGUUUCUGAUCCUGUGGUUGUAACUGCAGCAGCGAACGUGAACACAGUGACUCACAGUGAAACGUUUGAAGAGAAGAUUUAUUUUACUCAACACUGACUUUUUCUUUCUUUCUACUUUUUUAACACUUGUGUUUUUUGUGUGUGUGUGUUCGAUGAAUCCAUGUUAUUGCCUAACAAUGAUGUCUUGUGUAUUUUAACAAUGCUGCAAAGUCUACACUGUCUAUUGAUUCACGUUGCUUUUUGCACUGUCCGAACUGUUUGUUAAUCUCAGUGUUACGACCUGGGAGUACUGGCCACUAGGGGCUGCCAUUGCACCACCUAUUCUAUGCAAACCUCGACCAAUAAAAACGACCUACUGUACAUGGUCUACAUAAUAUUUUUACUGUAGGAAACACUACAGUUCACAACCACAGUCAAUGACAAAAAAGGGAAAUGUAAUUCUAUAUAACGAAAUGCCUGAGUUUUGUAGACAUUUUAUAACAGUAGCUUUAACUAAUGGUCUUGUGCCAAAAAUUCAAAUAUUCACAUGAUGUCAAGAUUCUGUGCACCAAAUAAUAACACUACGAUUGCCUUCUGAAGAGGCUCCUUUAUCAACUUGAUCAGAAUGUGCGUUUUGGGUUUUUGUUGUCAUCUGUACUGAAAUGCAAUUUGCUGCUGCCUCGUUGAUGUUAUAGUUUGAACAUUUUGUUUAAAAAAUGCUAUGUUUGCAUCCAUCACACAAAAUCAAAGGUGUUUUUCAGUGAGCUCAAUGUUCCUUGUGUCAGGCUCCUAUCCCUUUGUUUUCAUCUUCAUUUCCACAAAGUUGUAGGAUUUACUCCUCUGACAUGUAGUGGGGAACUUAUACUUCCAAAAUAAAGCUAUGUUAAAUUCUGGA
Messenger RNA from Cynoglossus semilaevis (tongue sole), 3375 nucleotides. RefSeq names its product rac GTPase-activating protein 1-like. The transcript is spliced from 17 exons. The record is from RefSeq and is a predicted model, not a curated record. NCBI's taxonomy places the organism in Eukaryota, Metazoa, Chordata, Actinopteri, Pleuronectiformes, Cynoglossidae. Bases 218 to 2107 code for a protein of 629 amino acids. Gene Ontology annotation, biological process: mitotic cytokinesis; Rho protein signal transduction; mitotic spindle midzone assembly. Gene Ontology annotation, cellular component: cleavage furrow; midbody; spindle midzone. Gene Ontology annotation, molecular function: GTPase activator activity.